GGACUAUUAUUCGAAGCAGCUAUGUUAUUUGCUGUGAUUGAGUUUGAGAAAAACUCAGGUGAAGGAUUAGCUAUUAUUCGUGAAGAGUGGAUGACUCUGAGAAAAAAAGAGUGCUUUUGGCCUCCUUAUAAGAAUUCGAUUGCAUUCAAUAAAUGCCUGUUAAAUUCAAAAGAUACACAUGAAGAAACUUGGCCCCUCUAUGAGAUGAAGAGAGUUUUUUAUAGAACAGAUGAUAUUCGGAAAGCUAGAGAGAAGUUGAGGAAAGCAGAAUCAGAUUCUGAAGUUCUCACUGAAUUUGAUGAAGGUGGAAAAGAAAAGCAAAAAAGAAGACCGGUAAAGAAAAUACUAUUCAGUAGUGACAGUGAAGAUGAAGCUCCGGUUACAAAACAAAUUGAAUAUCCAGAACCACCUUCAGAACUACUUGUUGAUGUAGAAGCUCAACACAUCCUGACAACGAAUGAAUCAUUCAUAGCAGGGGAUUCAGAUUUGGAGAAGCCGAUUGAAGAGUCAUGCCUGGUCUCUUCAGAACACACUGCUGGCCACAACAUAUCAUUUACUCCUCAGGGUACAAACAGUGGGCAUUCAGUUACUUCAAGUUCAUCUAAAGGGCUCGAUGUUCUUGCAGGCCAUUUGGCAAGAAUAAAUAGAAGAUUGGAUGAUAUUGAAAAGAAUCAGAGUGAAAUUUUAGCAAGGUUGUGUCCAACAAAGCCUGCUAUGAACAUUAUUCCUCCUGAUAUAAAACUCCCCUGCAAAACAUUGGACGAGAUUAGUGACUUGGAAGAUUGGUUGCUGGACGACACUAAUAAACAAUCUUUGGUGCUGUAAGGAAACAAAAAAACUUAUCAAGUGCUACGGAUGAUGAAAUAAAUACCAACAUUGCAAAUUGGUUCAGAUUUUCGAAGGAUAGAAAUGGAGGACGAGAGCAAAGACGAAAGGACAAGCCAAGACAAGAUCACCAGGACCAGCAGAGACAGUAAAAAAUACCAUGGUUUAUCAAAAAGAACUAAUAACAGAAAGUUAGCAAAAGAAAAACAAAAAAUCAAACAACAGUUACUUGAAUUGUGCACU
Nilaparvata lugens (brown planthopper) is the source of this 1068-nucleotide messenger RNA. RefSeq lists its product as uncharacterized. The transcript is spliced from 5 exons. The record is from RefSeq and is a predicted model, not a curated record. Bases 22 to 825 code for a protein of 267 amino acids. Lineage: Eukaryota; Metazoa; Arthropoda; Insecta; Hemiptera; Delphacidae.